This is a messenger RNA of Drosophila santomea, 2107 nucleotides long. RefSeq names its product uridine phosphorylase 1. Gene Ontology annotation, molecular function: uridine phosphorylase activity. Bases 306 to 1349 code for a protein of 347 amino acids. Gene Ontology annotation, cellular component: cytosol; cytoplasm. Gene Ontology annotation, biological process: nucleotide catabolic process; uridine catabolic process. Lineage: Eukaryota; Metazoa; Arthropoda; Insecta; Diptera; Drosophilidae. The transcript is spliced from 6 exons. The record is from RefSeq and is a predicted model, not a curated record.
UUUGAAACCUCGCGCAGCUCUGGUCGUCGCUCUUCUGUCCGUGUUGCCACCGUGAUUUUGUAUCGGAAAAGAGAGUGUGGAGAAGGGAAAGAAAGCGUUCCUGUUUGCUUCACGUGCCUGCAGAUAAACAAAGCAAUUCAGCAAUCGAAAUACCAACGCGCAUAUCGCGACAAGGCAACACGAUAUAAUAGUGCUGCAAUUUUCUUUAUUUGGUGCAUAUCCGGAAAAUUACAGCUAAGAGGCAGCCGAACUCAGCGCAAAGAAAAAAACACAACACCUAGAACUCUUUACGCACCCACCGCAAGAUGUCGCUGCUGCUCACAGGAAACAGUGCCUCCCUUUCCGAGGAGGAGCUCGACGAGUACUCCGAUGGAACCGUCAAAUUGCGCAACUCAAACAUCGAGCUCAUGGACCAGGACAUCCUGUAUCACCUGGCAUUGGGCAGCGAGAGCCACGAUCUGCAGGAGAUGUUUGGCGAUGUUAAGUUCGUUUGCAUGGGCGGCACACCAAAGCGCAUGGAGAACUUCGCCCAUUUCAUAAUGAACGAGAUCGGCUACAAGUUGCCAGCGGGCACCCAACUGCAGGACAUCAGCGCCUAUUCGUAUCGCUACUCGAUGUACAAAGUGGGCCCGGUGCUAUGCGUCAGCCAUGGCAUGGGAACGCCCUCGGUGAGCAUCCUGAUGCACGAGAUGAUCAAGCUGAUGUACCACGCCAAGUGCAAGGAUCCCGUGUUCAUCAGGAUAGGAACCUGCGGAGGAGUGGGUGUUGACGGCGGCACCGUCAUCAUCACCGAAGAUGCCCUCGAUGGGCAGCUGAGGAACUCCCAUGAGUUUACCAUUCUCGGCAAGACCAUUCAUCGUCCUGCGAAGCUGGACAAAAAGCUGGCCCGUGAGCUAAAGUCCCUGGCCAGUCCCGAUGAUCCGUACGACACCAUCAUUGGCAAGACGCUGUGCACCAACGAUUUCUACGAGGGCCAGGGCCGUUUGGAUGGCGCAUUCUGUGAUUUCAGCGAGAACGAGAAAAUGGACUAUCUGGAGAAGCUGCGCGAGAACGGUGUGGUCAACAUCGAGAUGGAGAGCACCAUCUUCGCGGCCCUCACCCACCAUGCCGGCAUCAAGGCAGCGGUGGUGUGUGUGGCCCUGCUGAAUCGCCUGAAUGGGGAUCAGGUCAACGCGCCUAAGGAAGUCAUGAACGAGUGGCAAGCGCGUCCGCAGAUCCUUGUGUCGCGCUACAUUCGUAAGGUCCUUACGCACAAUGGACAGCUGAAGUCGCUGUUUGGACACCAGGGAUCCAUCAAGUCACCAAGGCGCUUCAAGCUCGUCCAGCAGGAGUCUCAAGCCCACGAGUAAACUGGUCCACAUAACCAGUUCCAUCUCAUUUCACCUUCUUACAUUAUAUGUGCGCAUCUCUCCAGUAUACAAUGGUGUUUCAACAUUCCCUAGUUUAGCUCUGAUUAAGUUCCUAGCUUUAUUUCUGUGUAUAUCGCCCACAACCUCAUUGGAUAAUUUAAAACCGAGCAUAUUGUACGUAUAUUCAUUGAGCUGCCAGGCGCUGAAAUAUGUUAACACAAUUUAAUAUAUAUAUAUAUAUUGUAUAUCAAUAACAUAUGAAAAUAGUAUCACUGAGUGUGACGUUCAAAGGUUAUCAGAAAUAAACGCUUUUGAGAUCACAAACAAAAUAACGAAUAAUAUAGAAGAAUUAUGAAAUUGUUAAUUGUUAUGUUGCAUAUUUUAAAUGGGGCUUAUCUAUUAAGCAAAAGUUCAACAAUAAGAAACACACUUAAUGCUACAUUUCCAUUUUAUAAAUUAUUAUAUUACAAUGUAUUGAAAUUCCUAAAGAUUUGUUAAUCGUACGUGUUGAUUAGUGUUGCUACCGUACACUCGUCUCUAAACCAAAAAAAAAAACCAACAGCACUUUAUCUUUCUCUGUCUAGUUAUAUCCAAAUUUAAUGAAAACAAUACGAUGAAGAACAAAAUGCUGAAAAUAACAUCAAUACAAUUACGUUUAACACACGACAAAACCAAAUAUACAAAUUAUAUUGUAAAAACGAAAUUUAUGAAAAAUAUUUCAACGGUAUAUUAAAAGAAAUUGUAAUUAAAUUAUACAA